AUGCCGAAGGGUACGGGCGAACGGAAAGGCGGGGGUGCGGCGGUGGAAGAGCAGGAGCAGAAGCUGCAGGCCAUUCUCCUGGCCGACUCGUUCAACACCAACUUCCGGCCCAUCAGCAGCGACAUGCCAAAGCACAAGGAGACUAAGAAGGCCGACCCUCUAACGUUGAUGACCAUGUGCUUCAAGGAGGUCGGGGCUGUCUCGAGUGCUCGCCCCAUUCUGGACAGCCUCGUCGUUGGCAUGAGCAAGGCGACCCAGCAGAUUGUCCUGUUCCAGAACAACAUGGAAGAGGCGUGCCUCGACGUCAACCCCAUCUUCCUGGAGGAACACGGGGAGCUGCAGCUCCGGAGCGAUCUGUUGGACUGUCACGUGGACGUGUGCUCUCCUGAGGUGCUGGUGCAGCUGUCAGACAAUUUCGACUACCAGGACAUUCGGCAGCACUUCGUGGCGUACGAGGCCGCCAAUCACGAGCUCGGCAACAAGAUCCUGGCCCACGUCGUGCCUGACGCGGGCGCCUCCUUCGCUGUCCGAGUGCACGACUUCCGCCUCUACCACGAGGUCUGCCGGGACGUGAUCCUGAGGUGGAUGUAUCCCCUGGUGCCGGACAAUGCCACCACGGGGGGGGUGCAAACCCAGUACACGUACUCGAGGGUCUGCAACUACAAGGCGCCGGGCGUGAACCUUCCGCGAUCCGUCAGGCUCGGCAACGGGGUGGUGAUCGGCGCGGACGUGACGGUGGGGGAGAACACCGUCAUCGAGCGCAGCGUCAUAGGGGACGGGUGCCGAAUAGGACAGGGGGUCACCCUCGUGGACUCGUACAUGUGGGCGGGCUCCGAGGUGGGCGACGGGGCGAGGGUGGAGGGGGCGAUCGUGGCUUCGCGCGCGAUGACCAAGACGCCUGCCGCUCGAGGUGGCGCUAUCGUCCGGGCCGGAGCCGUCGUUCCCAGGGGCUGCGUGCUGGGACCGGACACCAUUGUCGGCGAGGGGGUACAUCUCGCAGAGUUCACCAGAGUAACGUCGGGAAGAGCGGAGGAGGAAGACGACGACGACUGGGGAGACGGAGGCGGAGACGAUGAAAGGGAAGACAGCGACGAGGGAGUUGCACCGGAAGGCGGCAGUGACGGUGGGGGCGUGCUUGGACCCGACGGCGUCGGAAGGGUGUGGGCGAGCGAGGACAAACAGGGCAGCGAUUGGGAAGACGACCACAGCAUGGACUCCGCCAAGGAAGCAGUCGAUGUUGACAAGGUUCGAUGUGAGAGCAUCGGGUGCGUGGAAGAGGAGGCCUGGAAGCGAAACCGAUGGACGGAGUUCAGGGACGAGGAAGACGACCUGCUGGACGACCGUGACCUGUCGGACGAUGAGAACGGUGGUUUGCAGGUCAUGGCCGCGAUGGACGGGUCAGAGGCCUUCCACCAGGUGGUGAAGGACAUGCUGCUCAACGGUCACCAGGAGGGACACCCCCUGGACAACUUGUUGCUGGAGAUCAAGAGCUACAAGUUCGCCCAAAACCGCGAGUUCAAGGAGUGCAUGCGCCCGGCCGUGGAACUGGUGCUCGAUUUGGCUGGGGCUGACACCGGCAACGGCAUGGCUCUGGUAGCGGCGGUCAAGACUCAACUCAGGCACUGGAAGCCGCUCCUGUCCAAGCUCAACGUCGAGGCCGGGGACGACGUGGAAAUGAUCAAGGUCGUCGAGUCAUACGCUCUCAGGCCGGAGUGCGAGGGUACCCUGCGGGCGGUGUUUCGCUACGUGGUACAGAGCUUUUUCCAGGAGGAGAUGGUGUCCGAGGACUGCCUGGAGCGGUGGAUACAGCUGCGAAGGGCGACGCCGCAGGGAUCGCCGGAGAGGGGCUUGUUCGAGCAGAAGGAGGUGCAGGCUUUCGUGGCCUGGCUAGAAGACAGCGAGUCGUCGUCGGGAGAAGAGGAUGACGAUAGCGACGACGAAGCGUCCACCGAGGAGGACGAGUAGGGCUGAGGACAAAUAGACCCAAUAGGCCUUGCCUUGUUUUCAGGAUCUCCUUCAUUAAUUAGCAAAUAUCUCCUGCUUUAGAGAAUCGCUGGAACGCAGCACAAGAACGUGGGGGAGGGGGGGGAGGUUUUGGGCGAUCCCCCCGCAUUUAUUCGAGACGUUUUUUGUUUUUUGCCGUCGAGACGCAUGCCCACGUGGUGUAACGUUAGCUGUUUGUUGUGUAGCAGACCAAGAGGGGAGACUUUUGUUGGCAGAACAACUGAUUGCGUUGCGAUGGAUCGGAGACGGGGCGGAUGGCCUGUCUUGGUUCUGCCGUGGAGAUUUGCGAUAAUAAUAGUGGUGACAUUGGGUAGACUUGGAUGCACCGCGUUUGACUCUCUCGUUCGUGUAUCUCUUUUGCAAACCCUGUAGGUAUAUCGGACACAUGAGAGAUAAGAUAGUACGGUGGGUGGUCGCGCGGGAUUUGUCGAGCAGGGAAUGCCCCCUAAAACGACUGUGGCAGGUAUCGCGGUGUAUCUGAUAGCGCGGGCAUGCAUGUCUUCGCAAGAGUGUAGGAUUCUCGAUGAAUUUUAAGCCAUGUCCAAGG
This is a messenger RNA of Ectocarpus siliculosus, 2551 nucleotides long. NCBI's taxonomy places the organism in Eukaryota, Phaeophyceae, Ectocarpales, Ectocarpaceae. The record is from the annotation of a GenBank genome assembly.